Octopus sinensis (East Asian common octopus) is the source of this 2333-nucleotide messenger RNA. RefSeq names its product RUN domain-containing protein 3B. The transcript is spliced from 10 exons. The coding region runs from base 247 to 2061 and encodes 604 amino acids. The record is from RefSeq and is a predicted model, not a curated record. NCBI's taxonomy places the organism in Eukaryota, Metazoa, Mollusca, Cephalopoda, Octopoda, Octopodidae.
UCUCUCUCUGUCUCUCUCUCUUCCCCCGCAUCACUACCGAUACAAGAGUAAGACAAAGAUAAGGACGUCUGAAUAUAUUAUCAUAGAUAAUAUUUUACAGUUUCUUGUAUUUAAUCAAUGCAUGACGACAACUGUGUAGUGAACACAAUUAGUCGGCGGCUGGUUGUUGGGGUGGUUUUGUAAAAAUCACCUGCGCAAUUAUAAGCAGGACUUGUACGUUUUUAAGGGAAGCUGAGAGCUGCUAACAUGGAUAUCGCAGCGUCAUCUCGCCGAAAAGCACUGGCUAUCAGGCAAUGGACUGUACAACGGAAAAACCUUGUGAAUAUCUGCAGACUUGCAGUGAAAAGUCUGAUAGAUAUGGCUGCAUUGGAUAUCAUUGAUGAUGAUUGUGAAGAACUCAUCAAUUUAUUGGCUAUUCUUGAACAAAUUUUGAUGCACCGUUUACGGCCACACAAAACCUGGUAUGGAUCUGAAGGAACACGACCAUUUUGGGAUUACAUCCGAGUUGCUUGUCAGGGUGUUGCACAUAACUGCAUCGAGAGCAUUAAUACAAUUGAAAAUAUUCGUUCCCCUCAUGCAAAAGGACAAGCUUGGUUAAGAGUUGUACUGAUGGAAAAGAGAUUAUCUGAAUAUCUAUCUGAAGCUCUGAAGCAAACUAGGAUAACAAAGAACUUCUAUCAAGAAGGUGCUGUUAUGUUGUCUGAUGAUGCAAAAAUGCUGUGUGAUACCUUACUUGGAAUGAAUGCCAUUGACUUCAGCUUUUGUUUGAAAGGAGAGAACAUUGAAUUACUUGGCCCAAUUGCUGUUGACUACACUCCAUAUUUACAAUAUUUUUCUAGUUCAGAGAGUAUUGAAGCAGACUUAAGGGACUUCACUAAUUCUAAUAGUAGUAGCAGUCUUUUGAAUGCUGAAAACUUGAAUGAAGAUUCAUGGCGAAUGAAAUACUAUAAGCUGGAAGCUAACUACAAGAUAAUCCAUGAACAGAAGGGAUACUUUGAAGAACUUGUUCGGUUAAGAGAGGACCAACUUCAUGAAAUUCAUAAGCAGUAUGAAAAGCAUGUUGAGACGCUACGGUCUAUGGAAUCGGAUGGAAUUCGAGAAAGAUGUCAACUGGAAUCUGUGAUAAUAGAGUUACAAGGACAAUUGAGUGCUAUGAAAGAUUAUAGCCAUUCACUUCAACAAGAAUUACUUUUUUUGAUGUCACGUCAACAAAUGAUGCCACUGUCUUCAGCUAUGGAACCUAUUUCAACCCAGAAAGAACAUUGUUCAGAAUUGGAUAAUGACCCAUCUUCAUAUGCCUCACCUGAAUGCAUUUCUGUUCUGAGUCAUUCAAGUCAACAUCAUAACAGUGACAUUAGUAAUCAAUCUUCUUUAACGGUACCCCUGUAUAAAAGUCAAAAGAAAGAAGAUUCUCAGAGUUUGGUUCCUUUGGCUGGCUCAUUCUCAUCUGAAGCAAGUAUGAAAAUGAUUGAUAAUCAGUGUGUGGCAGGCCCAACAGAUGGCUCCCCAACCAUGGAUAGUGACAGUGAACCUCCUAGUAGUGCUGCAAGUGAAAUGACUCGCCAACACCAAUUAAUGAUGUUCAGAUCUCCUAAAGAAAAAUCUGAUAAGAAUAAAACUGGCAAUACAAACAUUACAGUGUCACCACCUGGCAUCAAAGCCAAAGUUGAAGCAAAUAAUUCUAAUGACACAGCUAAACCCGAUUUAGUUGCUUUUUGUGAUCCUGCUGAUAAUGGUAAUGCAAUUGCUUCUACUUUGUCUGCUAAUGAUACCACAGACAGUCUCAAUAAUGACUGUACUCCCAAAAAUGAAGAAAUACCGUUGGAAAAGGAAUCAGAAAAUACCUCUGCACCAUGUCCGCAGAGAGUUCUACCAAAUCUCUCAGAUGAUGUGGAAAAGAAUAGUGAACAUUUAGAAUCUAAUGCUGGCCAUUCAGAUUCUGAAAGCUCCAGUUGGUCAGACGUUGGUCUGGUCCAAGAUUCCGCUGAUUCUGAUUCAAAUGGUGUUCACAACAUAAAAAAAGAUUCUUCAAAGAAAACACCUGUCAACAGGGCUUUCUAAGCUUUCAACUAAAAAGAUAUAUGUCUCAGAAGUAUUUGAAAGAACAAAGUGAUUUAGAAAUCUUUCUUAAAUAUGCUGCUAAUAACUGUUUAAGUAUAAACUGUAACAUUCCUCUAAGUAUUUUUUUUCUUAGCUGUACCAGAAGGAUUUUUUUAAAAUAUCUAUUUGAGUUAGUAAAACUGUUAUUAGUAUCUUCAGGUUAAAAGAUAUUGAUAUGUUUGUAACAUAAAUAUAAAUUCAAAUUAUAUAACUUUUGAAAACAAUAAUUCUCC